AUGUACUCAAAACCACAAGAUAAGAAAGCAAAUAGUGAAACAAUGAGUAGCCCCAACAAUGUCUUUGAGGAGUAUGUUUAUUCUGCCAAAAAGCAAGCUGAUAAAUUCAAGAAGCUCAUUCCACUAAAUGGAUUCUAUCUCUUCCGAUUUUUGUUAUCUCCCAUUAUCACCGUCAUAACUAUCUUCUUUAUUAAUCUUGCUUGCAUCACUGUGAUGGACGCGAGUGGCAGUAGGUUCAUCUUAGUUAUAGUAGCUCUAAUAGUUUUGGCGCUUUGCUUCUUAAUUCAGCUUAUACUAACUAUCGGUAGUACUAUCGUUAGAUAUACCCUGCAGAACAAGUUAAAUGAGAUAACCCCGCCCAGUGCAUACGUACUCUCAAGAAUAUUUAAAGCGGUAGUGAUGUUGCUUCUGGGAUGCGCUGUUCUUGUCGGACUAAUGUUCAGUCCUAGCGUGGUAAGCCCAGUCAUUUGCUUUACUUCUGUUGUGGUCUACAUCUUGAUACGGUCCUUCCAGACAUAUUCCAUUUGGAGGAGCAUGCGAAAGGAGAAGGCCGAUGGCAUUCAGUUGUCUCCAGCCCAAAGAAAAGCCGCGCUCUUAGCGAUGCUUUUCCAAAUAACUAAAGUCGUAGUUGUUUGCUUGGUUCUGGUGGGAAUGAUCAUUGCUAUAACUCAACCUAAUGGUCUUAACUACUUCCGGCUUAGUGAUGAAGUAAAACAAGAGAUUUAUCGCAGCUGCGAACAAAUUCGCAAGAGGAUAGGCAACUAA
Messenger RNA from Nematocida homosporus, 765 nucleotides. RefSeq lists its product as uncharacterized. Bases 1 to 765 code for a protein of 254 amino acids. The transcript has a single exon. The record is from RefSeq and is a predicted model, not a curated record. Lineage: Eukaryota; Fungi; Microsporidia.